Molecule: messenger RNA, 734 nt
Organism: Cylicostephanus goldi
Lineage: Eukaryota; Metazoa; Nematoda; Chromadorea; Rhabditida; Strongylidae
Source: the annotation of a GenBank genome assembly
AUGGCUGAUCGAGUUCUAAAGGCGCCAUCCCAGUAUCUACUCGAAAAUUGGGAUGAAGUACGUGGUUUGCUAGAGAUAGUUCUGCCUUUGAAGAAAUGUACACUGGCUACAGAGAAAGCUACUGCUAUCCUGGAGAGCGUACUUGAAGGACUAUGUAGUAUUUACCUCCUUGAAUCGCCUACUCGUCGAGCUAAUGCUGAUAAGAGCAUGGAGGAGGAUCUGGCUAUCAGGCACUGGUCAGCCACUGUGGACAAGAAGACCUGGCAGCCUCAAUGGCAUGUUCCCUCACAAGAAGACAUUGACAAAGCUGCAGAGCUUUUCCGCGACUUUGUUAUGCCGCAGCUACAGGCGCUGGCAUCACCACAGGGCAUGGAAAAGAAAGACAUGAUGCAUCACAUCCUACUUGUUCGAAAUGCAGUUCUCGGAGCUUCGGCAUCUCUUCCAUUUUUCGAAGGCCCCAACUAUUGUCUCGAAGACUCACCAUCACUUGCGGCAAUAGAUCAUCCUGUAGCUAGACCUGUCAAUGCACCUGUACUUACCCUGGAUGGCAAGAACGUUCGUGAUAUCGUACUGGACAACAUGAAAACUUUGCUGGACUAUCUUUUUGAGCAUUGCGAAGAUGAUGUGAAGUCAAUUCAGCAAGUUGUUGUGUUGCUAAAUACAUUGGCAUCUUGUCGGGGGUUGAACUCGGUAGGUAUUUUUCUCUUUUCUUUUUCUUUUGUCUCGGUUUAGGG